ACCAAGGAAAGGAACAGCAUGUGCCUCAUCCCUGGAGUAUCUGAGCCCCUUGCAAUGUCUAACCGAUUUCUCCUCCCAGCCUUUCUAGAGCAGGCCUGUUAUCCCAAUUGUACAGAUGGGCCACUGAGGCACACGCAGACUAAAGGCCAGAUUUUCAAAGGGAUUUAGGCACCUAGUGAGAUUUUAGAAAGCACCUAGAAGGUUCAGUGCUUUGUAAAUCCCACUAGAUUCCUAGCUGCAUCUUUGGUUGCCUAAAAACCUUUGAAUCUCUGUCCCUGAGGCACUGGCCUGGAGUCGGACAGGAAGGCCGUGGGGGACUCUGAGGACAUCCGCCUCUGCUGCAAAACGAGGCGUCUGAUAGAUGGGAGUAAAACCAAGGCAGCACUUCUCAGAGACUCCAGCAAUCGGUCCCGGGCGGUGGGGAGGGACGACAACAUGAAGAGCAGCACAGAGGUCACCUCUAAUAUUUAGUUAAUUUUCUUGUUUUAUACAGGAAUUAGGUACAGUGCUCCUAGCAGCUCAUUUCUAAACUAUCUGCCAAAAAAACCUGAUGGUUUUUAAGGUAUCCCAGGUGCCUAAGUAGCCCCUGGAAUCACAGAUAAUGUGGCCCCCUCUGCCCUGCCCAGUUCUGAAAUGGUGCCCCUGGUAGCUGUAGAUAAGGUGGAUGGUGGGUGCUUUCCUCUCCCCAUCCCAACUUGGGGCCAUGGGGGUUGGGCCCCAUGUAAGGAGCUGUCGGGGGACCUUGUGUGGAGAUGUUUGUUCCUUCUCUCUUCCAAGUUGGGUUCAUCAUCUCCAGGAUGUGUUGGAGCCAAGCAGCAGUGUUUCCUAGAUGCGAGGGGUCAGUGCUGAUGUUCCUUGCAGGAAGGAGACAUACCUUCCUAGCAGUGGAGUUUUACUUUCAAUUUCCCCAGUCAUGUGAUUUCUCCGACCUUGGAUGCAGCAUUAACCUUUUGAGUUUGACUUAUUGCCCCCCAGCCCUUUCUAGCCAGUGUUCAGCUCACGCAGCGUCUUCUCGCUACACUUCAGCAACUGCCUUCCUAGGAAGCAAAGCCGAGCUGCAGUAGCUGCUUCAUCCCAGACGCAGGGAACCGGAACAUCUGAAAGCUGCAAGAAGGUGAUGAUUUUAGCAUCUAAAAUGUCAAGCUACGUCAUUGAAGUUGCCAACAACAGUAAGGGAUGUGUCACCGUUGUUGUUAGUACCAAUCCGGUAUUACGAUUGUUGGGUGAUUCUCUGACUGUGACCUUCCCCGCCUACGAGCUCCUCAAGUCAUUCUUCACUAAAGACAAGCAGAGUGUUUCACCAGGGGAAACCUCAGUUGUAAACAAAGUUAGUAUCUGGAAAAUGUUCACCUAUGGAGUUGGGUUGACAGGAGCAGAAUGGUACUGCAUGACAGUGACCAGAGAGGAUGAUGAGUGGGUGGCUGUGUGUCAAACUCCUCUGCGUUGCACCUGGAUUGUGGAGGAUGAGAAAAUCUACCGCCAAGAUAAACUGUCAAUAUGCAAACCAUUUAGUUUUGUACCUGAAAAAUCCUGCUACAUCAUUAAAGUUACUAACAAAACCAAGGAAGUCAUCAGUGUUGUGCUUCAUGAAGGUCUGCUAGCCCAAGUGCUGAGCAAUGGACUACGAAGAAUUUCAAGCCAUGUGAGAGACCGUUACUUCAAGUCAGGGGUUACAGUUUGUCCAGGAAAAACAAAAACUAUUCAUAAAGUGAACCCCAGAAAUUUAUCCUUCUACAAAUCCAUCGCUAAUGUAGCAGGCAUGGUAAAUAUGUCAACCUAUUCUAUAAAGGUGAUCAGGGAAAGGGAUAAACAGAUCGCUCAGUGUAACACCCCUUUGCAUUGCACCUGGAUCGUGGAGAGCCAUGGAAUGUGGCAAGAAAAUAAACCUACAGAAGUUUACAAAUUUCAAUUAACAUGCUUUUCUCCUGCUGCUUGCUUAUAAAAAUAUGGAGAAGAUGACCCCAAUGAAUACGCCUUAUAAAUCCAUGGGGCUUCACCAGUAUUUGCUUUGGGAGCCAACACAACAGUUGUGUGCGUCCUGGUGACUGACUAUGUGAACUAAUCAUUUGCAACAAAUAAUUUAUCUGAUAAUUUUUUUCAAUUUUGAAUAAAUCACUUGCAAAUAAUUUCUUAGUAUUUAGCCAGUUCCA
Molecule: messenger RNA, 2150 nt
Organism: Gopherus evgoodei (Goodes thornscrub tortoise)
Lineage: Eukaryota; Metazoa; Chordata; Testudines; Testudinidae
Exons: 3
Coding region: 1118-1942 (274 amino acids)
Source: RefSeq, a predicted model, not a curated record